This is a messenger RNA of Acanthocheilonema viteae, 333 nucleotides long. The record is from the annotation of a GenBank genome assembly. Lineage: Eukaryota; Metazoa; Nematoda; Chromadorea; Rhabditida; Onchocercidae.
AUGAUACCAGCUUACAGAAUUGCUAUGCUAGAAGUUUGUCAAUUGCAACUAAAAAUUUGCUCGAAAUUAAUUGAAUUAGGUGCGCCAUCCUGUCCGACAUUAUUUAGUCUUGCAACAUUUAAACCUUCAACAUUGAAAAGACUUGCUGGACAGUUCAUUCUGCUCCAUCCUUGUCAUAGUCCAUGUGGCUUAGUUGGAAUAUUUUGCCGUAAGUCUGAAAUUGAUGAUGAUAUUGGUAUUGAUAAUAAUGAUAGCAAAGUAUCGUGUUAUCAUCAAAUGCUCCCUAAUGAAUUGAUCAAAUUUUUGCAAGAUGGAGCAGUGGAUUAUGAUUGA